Helianthus annuus (common sunflower) is the source of this 738-nucleotide messenger RNA. Its product is annotated as secreted RxLR effector protein 161-like. Lineage: Eukaryota; Viridiplantae; Streptophyta; Magnoliopsida; Asterales; Asteraceae. Bases 1 to 738 code for a protein of 245 amino acids. The transcript has a single exon. The record is from RefSeq and is a predicted model, not a curated record.
AUGGAUAGUACAGUGAAAUUAUGUGCUGAUAAGGGAAAAGAACUAGCUGACUCGACUAUGUACCGAAAAAUAGUUGGUAGUUUGAUAUACCUAACAUUAACGAGACCUGAUUUAGCAUUCGAAGUCGGAGUUUUGAGUCGUUAUAUGCAAACUCCAAGAAAGCGACACCUAGAUGUAAUAAGACAUGUUCUACGAUACGUAAAGCAUACAUUUAACAUGGGAGUAAGAUUUAAUCAAAGUGAGAAACUUGAGUUAAGUGGUUUCUGUGAAGCCGACUACGCAGGAGACUUGGACACAAGAAGGUCGACAACGGGGUUCGUGUUCAAGCUGGGUCGAGGAGCUGUAACUUGGUGUAGCAAACGUCAACCCACUGUGUCGUUAUCGACAACCGAGGCAGAAUAUCGAGCCGCCACUAUGGCAGCUCAAGAAGUUACUUGGCUAUGGUUAGUACUUGAAGAGUUAAAGCAUGACGUCAAAGGAAGUGUGGUAAUACACUGUGAUAAUAUGUCUUCAAUCCAGUUGGCUGAAAAUCUGAUAUUCCAUACUAGGUCAAAGCACGUCGAGGUUCAUUACCACUUCAUUCGGGAGAAAGUAUUAGAAGUGGAAAUCAACUUGAAGUAUGUAAGCACUCUUCGUCAAGAAGCCGACAUGUUUACUAAGAGUUUACUGAAGGAAAAGUUGAAAAUGUUUCAGACUCAAAUCAGCAUGGAAGAAGUCAACAUUGAGAGGGAAUAUUGA